Molecule: messenger RNA, 1787 nt
Organism: Homalodisca vitripennis (glassy-winged sharpshooter)
Lineage: Eukaryota; Metazoa; Arthropoda; Insecta; Hemiptera; Cicadellidae
Product: zinc finger protein 32-like
Exons: 6
Coding region: 131-1216 (361 amino acids)
Biological process (GO): regulation of transcription by RNA polymerase II
Cellular component (GO): nucleus
Molecular function (GO): DNA-binding transcription factor activity, RNA polymerase II-specific; RNA polymerase II transcription regulatory region sequence-specific DNA binding
Source: RefSeq, a predicted model, not a curated record
AAGAAUUAUUUUUAUUCUUAUUUCUUAAUUCCGAUUUCCUACUAAUGUAAUGGUGAAAAAUGUAAAUUUGUCAUAAUACUUCUUUAAUUUAUAUAAGAUAUUUUAAUUCGUGUGUUAUUUUGUAUUACCAAUGGCUGAUUCUAUUUGUUCUGAUAGAGAAGCAGAAGUAAGAUGCGUCCCGCCAUCAAGAAUGAUGCCAGAUGCUCAGUUUUUUCAUCCUGCAGCUUUCAACAUAGCCAUGAAUCAAUAUCGGGCUAUGGAAUAUUUACAGCAACAGAAACAAUAUCAGAUCAAAGUGGAACCUGAGGUGAGUUUCUACAACUGUCAGAAUGAGGAGAGUGAUGAUGAUAGCAGCAGCGACAAGUCCGGCCGUCAGUCCCCCAAUGCCUUGACAAUCGACGAGCAAGCACCUGCCAACGAUAGCACCAGUACUAAGAAAACACAGAUAUGCAACAUCUGUGGCAAGAUCUUGUCUUCGCCAUCAUCUUACUACGUCCACAUGAAAAUGCACUCUGAGAACAAGCCCUUUGCAUGCACCAUGUGUGAAGCCAGUUUCUGCCGAAAACCGUACCUGGAAGUGCACAUGCGCACGCACACAGGUGAACGUCCAUAUCAGUGCGAGAUCUGCCAGAAGCGCUUUACACAGAAGAGCAGUCUCAACACUCACAAGCGUGUUCAUACUGGGGAACGUCCUUACUCCUGUGAUAUAUGCAAUAAGAGAUUCGCAGUGAAGAGUUAUGUGAAUACUCACCGGCUGAGCCAUGUAUCAGAUAAGCCCCUGGCCUGCAACCGCUGCAGUGUAGUAUUUACAUCCAAGAUGCACUAUACAGAACACAUGCGUACGCAUGCUGCACGCCACAUGUUUGGCUGUCACGUCUGCGGUCGUACGUUCGCCAAGGACAGCUACCUCAUUCGUCAUCACAACCGUGUCCACCGGGACAACACAUCUCCGCCAGUUCCCUCCGACUUUAACUCAACUGGCUUCGAUAUGAGAAUGAAGUCAAACCCUGAAGACGGAACGAUUCCUGAUGUGUUGAGAUUGAAACCAAAUCCAGAUCAAGCAAUGGUCUCGGACUAUUUCAGAAUGAACCCUAGCAUGGAGGUGGUACCAUCUGUUGAAUGCUUCAGGGUUAGGCCUAAUGUAGAAGAAAAACCAAUUUUGGAAUGUUUUCGGGUGAAAUUAAACUCAGGAGAGAAAUUGACAACUGCUGAAUGAAAUCUAACCGAUGAUCUUCAACUGGAUCCUUUUAUAAACAGAUGUUAAGGACAUCAAUCAAGUUAUGGGAAUGAGGAAUACCAUGUAACAGGAAAUACUCUUGUACUUAUUUAUAAUAACUGUUGAACACACUGUUCAGAAUUUACAUGCUUAAAUGCUUGUUUAGUACUUGAUGGCCGGUCCACACAAAAAAUUAUGAUAUAUGAUUUUAUUGUUCACAAUGUUUGAAUACUAAAUAUUGGCCUGUAAAGUUGGUUUUCUAAUAUUGUAUUUUAUUUUUAAUGCUAGUGCCAUACCAUUUACAAUGUUUCAAACUGCUUACUAAAAAUGUAUGAACGCAUGAGUGAUGUUCAAAAUAUAAUAAUUAUUUAAGUUUUGAUAUUAGAUCAAUAAUUCCAGGAAUGUUACAUGAACCAACAUGUUGUACACAUGAAAGUACUCUAACUAAAAGUUGACGUGUUCUUGCUUCAAAAUUCAGCUUUACAAGGCACUUGGUGCCAUUAAAAAUGUCUUAACAUUCUUACAAAAAUUAAUUUAUGGAAGUUUGCCAUUACAAAUAAUUUAUUUUAUG